UCGGCUUCUCGGACAGCUACACACGUGAUCUCGUCAUUGGUGGUUGAAAGUGGCCGUGUGUUCACUUUGAGCAGUUCCUCGCAGGUACCCUCACCAGGUUGAGACCCUCCCGUCCCCUUCCCCAUCUUGGCAGGGUCGUCGCAGGUGCGGUGUUCCAACUAGCCCACGACAGCGUCCAGGGGCCCUUGGUGAUACGCCCAGGCAUCUACGACCGCUUGGAUCGCGCUCUGGUUCGAAGGGUUCUCUUCCACCGUCUCCCCUCGGAUCCAGGUCCAGAUCAUCUGCCUCUCCACGGUCUCUACUUGUGUCAUGGCUCUCGUUCUUCUGUCCUUGUCCUAUGCGCUCUAUCUCUCCCUCCCUGUAUCCGCGCUACCUGUGGCAGUACCUUCCCCCGCGGAAUCUACCCUCAAUUGCUUUCCUCUGGCCUUCUCGCCGCUCGUGAUUCUGGUGGUCCUCAAACUCGGCUACUUAAGAUAUCGCAGAACUCAGUCAAUCAAUGCGACGCCGCAUGCUGGUCCCGGUUGCUCCAGCGGUGUCAAUCUGCGCAUAGGAACCUUCCGACUAUACGUCAAGUUCGUGCAGACGACCUAUCUCGUGGGAUUUCUGGGUUCGCCAGCUUGGGAAACAAGAGCCCAACCAAACGUGGAUGACCCUGCUCGGAUCCGCUGCUUGCGCCGCUGCACGACUUCGUGUACCCCUUCUCCUAUUCUAUACUCGCGUAUGCUCGGCGGCUCAUCUCGUACUGUCCGUUCCACUGCGUCUCUACAACGACAUCAACCGAGGUGUGUAACCACACCGCGCGAAGGCAAUCCUAAGUGCACAAGCGUCCACCCCUCCUGCCCUGCUUGUGUUCCUGCAAUGCCCUUGCCGUCCAUCCCUUCUCCCGUUUAUUUGUCGUCUCGACGUGGGAGCGGCUCGCUACGGCUGCAAUCUCCCUCGUUGAUGCAGGCUAUGGAACCUGUCCUCUCAGCCAUGGCUCUUGAUCCCAAGGUGUCGACGGUAGCGGGGAGUACUGGUCAUCAUACGUCAUCUGCAUUGGACUCUGUGUCAAGCACGCGCCCAGCGGGUGUUAGUCAAGACUCAUCUGUACAUCGCCCAACUUCCGCAAAGACUAUUCUAGACCCCGACUUCAAGGUCAGCACGGGCAGCACGGACAGUGUCUCUGUCUCCGUCUACGACUAUGCCUCAGUGGCUGUCCCCCCGCCUGUCCACGAUGCCUCUUCGCGCCUCCUGCCGCGCAAUACUACUACGGAAGAGGGUGGAUGCACCGGGACGUCGCGAGUGCCCUAUGCGGACCAAGUAUUUGUACAUGGCUGGUCUCUGAAGACAUGUGAACCAAUCGUUUCUGAUGAGCCGGCCAUGCACGCACCGGUGCCUCUCACGCCGACAACCCGUCCUUUAAACGGCAUGGCUGAGACCAGGAAUCUGUCUCUGUCGACCGACUCCUUGUCGCCCACCGGAGUGUUAGCAGGGAGGCGUAGAACGGCUAGGCCCAAGGCACUGCAGAAGCGCAGAAGCUGCAGUCCCCAGCUCGGUCCCUCGCCUCUGCGAAACUCCUUCAUGCUCGAGCCUACUGCAAGUUUGUCGAUACUGGAGAGCUCUAGACCUGGCUCGAGCGUGGUGUCUGUCUGUCCUAGCUGGGAGCUCGAUGAUCUACUCGUGGACGGCCAGCUUGAUGUCAAUGCUGUCAGUGUUGCGCUGGGACUGGGGCUGUCGAUGGCGUCAAACGAAGCUAUCGGGGACUACGGCCCUGAAAGCGUGGAACUCAACGUGUUCAGCCCCUCUCACAACAAUGCUUCAGAAGGCUUCUUGACUACGACGGACACCUGGGAACGUGCGCACGAGCCAUCCUCUACUACGCCACAGGUGCACAUUCCAGGCGAACAGCUCUUCGCCAUACCGGAGGAAGCCGAGGACGCCCUCUCCGUCAAUAUGUCCAUGCGCGGAUCCUUGCACUCGCAGUCCACUGGCAUCAGGCUGUCUGAGAUCGACGCGGAUUUCUUGGCUGAACUGACAACCGCCAGUACGAGUAUGGGCUUACUAGGAAAGACUCACCAGCCCCAAGACUGCCGCGAUGAAAUCGUCUGGGAAGACGAACAGAGAUGGAGGGACACAGUGGACUCGUCUGGAAGCAUCGGCCAAGACCCCUAGAUUUCGACUCCGUACCUUGACCCCCAUCGCGAUACCAAGUCAAUCACACAACGUAUGCUGUUAGUUUCUCCACCUCACUUUGCGCCACCGAUCCACAAUAUCGACUUGUCCAGUAUGUCAGUCAACUUGACCCUGUCCCUCGCCACAGCAUAUUGUCUCCGGAAUGCAAGCGUCGAUUUCCGAACAUGCGGUCAUCGUAGUAGCAAGGAUGUUUUCUCAUCCUCCUA
This is a messenger RNA of Rhodofomes roseus, 2378 nucleotides long. RefSeq lists its product as uncharacterized. The record is from RefSeq and is a predicted model, not a curated record. Bases 310 to 2151 code for a protein of 613 amino acids. The transcript has 3 exons. Lineage: Eukaryota; Fungi; Basidiomycota; Agaricomycetes; Polyporales; Fomitopsidaceae.